Molecule: messenger RNA, 927 nt
Organism: Amaranthus tricolor (Joseph's coat)
Lineage: Eukaryota; Viridiplantae; Streptophyta; Magnoliopsida; Caryophyllales; Amaranthaceae
Exons: 2
Coding region: 1-927 (308 amino acids)
Source: RefSeq, a predicted model, not a curated record
AUGCUAGUUACUAUUGAUGGAAAAGAGGAAGAAAUAGGACCCUUAAAUGUAGAAGAGGAUCCUGAUGGCACUUACAUUCAAAAAGAAUCAGGAGUCAUAACCCAGUAUACAUCUGAUGCAGAUGAUGACCUAGAACCAAGAAAUCUGAUCAAAGAGAGAACAUCUUUCAAACUAAAUGCAGGAUUAAGGACAAAUUUUGUUUUGUGUGAUGUCUUGGACAUGGAUGCCUGUCACAUUCUUUUGGGUAGACCUUGGCAAUAUGACAUGAGGGUUAUACAAAAUGGGUAUACUAAUGUGUGUACUUUGAAACAUGAGGGGAUGUUGAAAGACUUAAUACCUUUACCUCCACAUAAAGCUAUACCUCCACCUAAGAAUAGACAUCCUAUAAAUUUGAUCAGUUGGAAAAUUUACAUUAAAGAGAAACAACAAGAGGGACAAGGCUGGAUUUUGUUCACUAAGGAAGUUGGCUUAAAGGAAUAUCUCUUGCCUAAAGAGGUAGAACCACUGAUUCAAGAAUUCAUUGAUGUGUUCCCUGAAGAACUACUUGAGGGACUACCACCCAUAAGGGACAUUGAACACCAACUAGAUUUAAUUCCAGGAGCCUCUCUACCAAACAAACCAGCAUAUAGAACUAACCCUAAGGAAGCUGAAGAGUUACAAAGACAAGUUCGAAAGCUGUUGGAUAGAGGAUAUGUUAGAGAAAGCCUGAGCGCAUGUGUUGUUCCCACCCUUUUAGUACCUAAGAAAGAUGAAACUUGGAGAAUGUGUGUAGAUAGCAGGAGUGUUAACAACAUUACAAUAAAAUACAAGUUUCCAUUACCAAGAAUUGAUGACAUGAUGGAUGAGUUGGCAAGAGCUCAGUGGUUUAGUAAGCUGGAUCUUAGGAGUGGAUACCACCAAAUCAGGAUGAAGGCAGGAGAUGAGUGA